Messenger RNA from Artibeus jamaicensis (Jamaican fruit-eating bat), 960 nucleotides. It is a transcript of the gene TAS2R39, whose product is annotated as taste 2 receptor member 39. The record is from RefSeq and is a predicted model, not a curated record. Gene Ontology annotation, cellular component: membrane. The transcript has a single exon. NCBI's taxonomy places the organism in Eukaryota, Metazoa, Chordata, Mammalia, Chiroptera, Phyllostomidae. Gene Ontology annotation, molecular function: G protein-coupled receptor activity; bitter taste receptor activity. Bases 1 to 960 code for a protein of 319 amino acids. Gene Ontology annotation, biological process: sensory perception of taste; detection of chemical stimulus involved in sensory perception of bitter taste; G protein-coupled receptor signaling pathway.
AUGACUGAAAAAUGCAGUCCCCCGGAAGAUGGGUUGUCGUCCUUGCAUACCAUCUUACUUUUCACAGUUGUAGGCAUUGAGUGCAUCAUUGGUAUCAUUGCGAAUGGGUUCAUUGUGGCUAUAAAUGCAGCUGAAUGGAUUCAGAAUAAGGCAGUUUCCACGAGUGGCAGGAUCCUGGUUUCCCUGGGUAUAUCCAGGCUAGUUCUCCAAAUCUUCAUGAUGCUAGAAAUUACCGUGCACUCAGCAGCUCCACGUGUUUAUAGAGAAGAUAGCAUCUAUAAUGCAUUCAGAGUAAGUUUCAUGUUCCUGAACUAUUGUAGCCUCUGGUUUUCUGUCUGGCUCAGUUUCUUCUACUUCGUGAAGACUGCUAACUUCUCCUGCUCCCUUUUCCUCAAGCUGAAGUGGAGAAUCAGUGGGCUGAUGCCCUGGCUUCUGUGUCUGUCAACAUUUGUCUCCUUGGGCUACAGUAUGCUCUUCUGCAGUGGCAUCUACACCACUUACUGUAACAGUUCUGUGCCUGUCUCCCCCUCCAACUCAACCAAGAAAAAAUUCUUCACUAAGACCAAUGUGGUCAACCUGGCUCUGCUCUACAACCUGGGGAUCUUCAUCCCUCUCAUCAUGUUCAUCCUGGCCGCCACUCUGCUCAUCGUCUCUCUUAAGAGACACACUAUACGCAUGAAAAGCAGUGCCACAGGCUCCGGAGACCCCAGCAUGGAGGCCCACGUGGGGGCCAUCAGAGCUACCACCUACUUUCUCAUUCUCUACAUUGUCAACGCAGUUGCUGUAUUUCUCUAUAUGUCCAACAUCUUUAAUGACAACAGUUCCUGGAAUAGUCUGUGCAGAACCAUCAUGGCUGCCUACCCAGCUAGUCACUCAGUGCUGCUGAUCUUGGACAACCCUGGGCUAAGAAGAGCCUGGAAGCGGCUUCAGUCUAGAGUUGCUCUCUACCUAAAAAAGUAA